GAGCCAUCUGCCUCGUUACGCGCGCCGAGCCAGAGGCGCGGAGCGCCGCGGAGGAGGGUCACAGGUGCGCGGUGGACGCCGCGCUGGCGGGCGCCUGGCGCGGGCUGGACGGCUUCGGCUGCCGCCUGGGCGGCGACUUCCCCGUGGGCGGCGCCGCCGGCGGAGACCCAGGGACCUACGGGGAGGUCACCUCGAGCGGGGCGCGGCGGGUGGCGCGGGCGCUGGGGAUGGACACGCUGGGGCCGGGAAGCGACCUCGUCUUCUUCGACCUCGGCAGCGGCGUGGGCAGGCUCGUGGCGCAGGCCUACCUGGAGUGGCCCGCCGUGCGCCGGGCGGUGGGCGUGGAGCUCUCCGCGGAGCGCGCCGCGCGCGGCACGGCGGCCUGGGCGGCGCUGGCCGCGAGCGGCGAGGCGCUGGCGCUGAGGAGGGGCGCGCUGUCGCUGCGCCCCGAGGGCGGUGGUGGGGCGCCCGGGUGCUCGCCCGCGGCGGACGUCCAGCUGCUGGAGGGGGACCUGUUGCUCGCCGACCUGGCGGAGGCCACGCACGUCUACCUCUCCUCCCUGUGCUUCGGCGACGCGCUGCUUGCGCGCGUCGCCGAGAGGCUCGUCCGGGACGCCCCGCGGCUGCGCGCGGUGGCCAGCCUCCGGGCGCUGCCCAGCGGCCGGCCGCCGGGCCUCCGCUACACCGGCUCGGUGGAGGCAGCGGCGGCGCUCCCGGGCGUUCUGCAGGCACGAGACGCGAGCCCCAGCGAUGCGGACUCCGACGAGGAGGAGGACGACGACCGGAGGGAUGCCUCGCCCGCCCGCCACGGCCUCGACGGCAUCGACACGGGGGGCGUCCUCGAGGACCCGGCCGCGCUCGAGAGCAUGAGGAGGGCGGCUUACGAGGCCUGCUUGGCCGAGGUGCGAGGCCACCUGGAGGACUUCCUGAAGAGGCGGCCGAGGGACAGCUACGAGCGCUGGAUCGCCGAUCUUCAUCCAGAGAACGUGCGCAGCAGCGCGGACGGCCGCGGGUCCAGCAUCGACGACCGUUUCUACAUCGAAGGCAACGACUACAGGAGUCUCUGGAACGCGCGGGUUGAGCCCGCGCGGCGGGUGGCGGCGCGCCGCAUGGGCGCGGAGGGCGGCGGCAGGACCGCCCCCUCCCUGGGGCAGCCGGCCCCGCGGCGGCCGGUGCUGGUGGCGCCGCCCCAGUGGUUCGUGCCGCACGCGGCCUCGGCGCAGCUGCUGGCGCGGGCCGCCGCCGGCAACAUCGCGUCCGGCGGGCUGCCGCGGCCGCGGCACAGCGCCCCUGGGGGCCCAGCAGUGGUGGUGGCGCAGCCGCAGGCGGCGUACGCCGUCGUGCAGCCCCUGCGGCUGCCGCUCCCGGCCUCGCGGAUCCGCGGCGCCGCCGGGGGGCGGCCGGGCUCCUUCGCGGUGCCCGGCGCCGCCGCGGAGCCGACGGUGCCUGCGGGCAGCGGCCUGGAGGCGGAGGGCGCCCUCGCGGCCCUUGACGCGCUGCAGGCCACAGAGGUGGGGAUGCAGCCUGUCGCGCAGGGCCCGCCGCCACAGCAGCUGGUCCUGCACCACUUCUGGCCGCCGUCGAAUAUCGUGGUUGCCCCGGGCUGGCAGCGUUGCUCGACGCGGGUGGUGGCUCCCAUGCGCGCCGUCAGCCCGCAGCCCGUGCGGUUCGUCCCGGUGCCCGCCGCGGCGGUGUCGUGGCAGCUGGUCUGA
Molecule: messenger RNA, 1712 nt
Organism: Prorocentrum cordatum
Lineage: Eukaryota; Dinophyceae; Prorocentrales; Prorocentraceae
Source: the annotation of a GenBank genome assembly